This is a messenger RNA of Thalassophryne amazonica, 1453 nucleotides long. RefSeq names its product arf-GAP with dual PH domain-containing protein 1. NCBI's taxonomy places the organism in Eukaryota, Metazoa, Chordata, Actinopteri, Batrachoidiformes, Batrachoididae. The coding region runs from base 92 to 1222 and encodes 376 amino acids. The record is from RefSeq and is a predicted model, not a curated record. Gene Ontology annotation, molecular function: GTPase activator activity; phosphatidylinositol bisphosphate binding. The transcript is spliced from 11 exons. Gene Ontology annotation, cellular component: intracellular membrane-bounded organelle; plasma membrane. Gene Ontology annotation, biological process: positive regulation of GTPase activity.
CACACACACACAGACACACACAGAGAGACACAGACAGGUGAGCGGCGGUCUGUGUCGGUGGUCUUGAGGCUGCGGCACCGAUAAACUGGUCAUGGCUCUGGAACCGGAGGGGAACAACCGGCUCCUGCAAGACGUGCUGACGAGACCGGACAACGAAACGUGCGCCGACUGCGGCAAUCCAGAGCCGGACUGGGCCUCACUGACUUUGGGUGUGUUUGUUUGUCAGGCCUGCUCGCUCCUGCACAGGAGUAUCCCUCACAUCAGCCGAGUCAAGUCUGUCCAGGACACGUGGGACAGCAGUGAGGUGGAGUUGAUGGCUGCGAUGGGAAACGAUGCAGCCAAGGCCAAAUACGAGCAGAAGGUUCCUGCUUUUUACUACAGACCGACACACACCGACUGCAAGCUGCUGAGAGAGCAGUGGAUCAGAGCCAAGUACGAGAGGAACGAGUUUGAGCUUAUUGAGAAACAGGAGCCUUAUUCUGCAGGAUACCGAGAGGGGUUUCUAUGGAAACGAGGACGAGAUAACGGUCAGUUCCUCAGCCGAAAGUUCAUCCUGUCGGAGAGAGAGGGAGCGCUCAAGUACUUCAACAAGCAGGAUGCCCGAGAUCCCAAGGCGGUGAUGAAAAUCGAGACCUUGAACGCCACCUUCCAGCCAGCUAAGAUCGGGAACCCGUGCGGUCUACAGAUCACGCACCUGAAAGACAACAGCACCCGGAACAUCUUCGUUUACCACAGUGACGCUAAGGAGAUGGUGGACUGGUUCAACGCCAUCAGGGCGGCCCGGUUUCAUUACCUGCAGGUGGCUUUUCCUGGAGCCAGCGAUGAAGAGUUGGUGCCCAAACUGACCCGAAACUUCAUGAAAGAAGGCUUUAUGGAGAAAACAGGCCCAAAGCACACAGAAGGCUUCAAGAAGAGAUGGUUUACGAUGGACGACAGGAGACUCAUGUAUUUCAAAGACCCUCUGGACGCCUACGCCCGAGGCGAGGUCUUCAUCGGCAGUAAGGAGAACAGCUACACCGUUCAGGCUGGCCUGCCUCCGUCCACUCAGGGCUGCCACUGGAACCACGGCAUCACCAUCGUCACACCAGACAGAAAGUUCCUGUUCGCCUGUGAGACAGAAGCUGAACAGCGCGACUGGAUCACUGCCUUCCAAAGGGUCAUCAACCGACCAAUGAGGCCACAGGAAUAUGCAGUCGAGGCUCAUUUUAAACACAAGCCCUGAAAACUACAAGAAGCCACACAUUGAGCUGGACCGGUCCGGUCUGGGUCAGAUCAGAGGCGAGCGUGAGGCCACAGACCGUGUGUGGUGGGGCAUGAUGGAGCCGGUCAGCAGGCUGGAAGGGGGAGGGUUCCAGGCUCCUCGUCUACCUGGGAGGAGGACAAUUCCUGAAGUAAAACCAACAACAAUGUGGCAGAAGACAAAGAACUGCAGUGUUAAAAAAAAAUAAGCAAA